Messenger RNA from Owenia fusiformis, 1174 nucleotides. Lineage: Eukaryota; Metazoa; Annelida; Polychaeta; Sabellida; Oweniidae. The record is from the annotation of a GenBank genome assembly.
AUGUUGCUGGCUAAUGUCAAAACCAUUACCACAUGGAAAGGGCCAUCAAAAACUGUCUCAAGGAAAAAACUUUCCUUCGCAUCACCUAAGAAAUCAGGCCCUAAACGGAAACUGCCCCCUAUGGAUGAAUUUCUCAUCUUAUGUGAUGGCGGAAUCACAACAGAUUCCAGUGUGACCCUUGCAGAGAUUGAGAUGUGGAGGGUUGGCUCCCUAAAACAGUAUCUGGCUGAUCGAGGCUUGGUCAAGACUGGUACUAUAGGAGAACCGUGUGCCUGUGUAUUCAGUUGCAUAGAAGUGAAGUCCGCAGUGGAACACAAUAAACAACUGGUGCGCGACUACAGAGAUUUACUGAAUGUCGAAGGAAAAGUAAUUUCUGAUCCCAAUAACAUUCCAUCAAAACUAUGGCGUACUGAAGAGGAAUCAAUGGCAGAUUGGCCCCAUGUCCUAAUUUCAGACAUUAAAGAGUUCUAUGAUGGACUAUCCAGUGAUGGUGUAGAGCUUUCAAAGCGCCUUCUUUGCGAAUACAAAGAGAACAAAGCUUACAGAUACUACUCCAGUGGAUGAAUUGGUGAGAUCAAGUUUUAUAAUAUCCCAGACACAACAUUGACCUUAUAUAAGGUCAAAGUGACACCAUCGCAACGCUUAUCCAAUCCUGAGCAUGAGGCGUGGGCAUGUAUAUCGCAAGAAGGUGGGAUAAAGUCUGCAUAUUGUUCAUGCGUUGCAGGCUUUAUCCAAACCUGCAACCAUGUCUAUGGCAUGCUAUUUAAAAUCAAGGCCAUCAUGAAGGUUCGUAUUACAUGUACCUCCAAGCCAUGUGAAUGGACCCAACCAAAGACCAAAAAUGGCCUUCCAAAGAUGAUUCAGGACAUUAACUUCGUCAAAAAAUCAUUUGGCAAAGAACCAACCAGAAAACUGAUGUGACGACCGGCCAUCAAAAGGUGGUAAACCCUUGGUCUUUUCCGAUCGCCGGGCGUCAGAUUAUCCCUUCCGAUUGUAUAUUGUAUUAGUUAGAGUUAGUCUAGUGUAUAUAUUUACCUUGUACAUGUAUUUUGAGAAUUUCCAGUAACUUUCAUAUUUUCCUUUGGGUUUUGUUUAUACGGCCAUAUUGAAAAUGGCGGAAUCAAGUAUUUUACUUUUCCAGUAUUUUCAUUAUGGCCUUUACAGUAUUUCACUU